Molecule: messenger RNA, 806 nt
Organism: Amaranthus tricolor (Joseph's coat)
Lineage: Eukaryota; Viridiplantae; Streptophyta; Magnoliopsida; Caryophyllales; Amaranthaceae
Exons: 2
Coding region: 172-612 (146 amino acids)
Source: RefSeq, a predicted model, not a curated record
UACUUAUGAUCUUAAAGUAAUUAAUCGAAGAAAUAGACUAUUAUAUAAACCCGUCUCAUGGUCAGACCGUCAAGACAAGCUAAUGACUAAUAGAGGUAGAACAAAAAAAACCAAAUCCUAAAAUCCUUUUACUUCAACCCCAAAAGAAAAGUUAAUCGGUACAAAUCGAAAAUGUCCUCAAUUCUAUACUUUCUUCCUCACUCAUCAUCUUGUACACUCAAAUUCCAAUUAAUUAACAAAAUUUAUCCUCCAUUUUCUUUAUCAGAUUCUUCCUGUUUACUGAUCAAUUCUCUGAAAUUACCCACUGAAAAAACUAAUCAGAAAAAACUGAGCAAAAUCAAAUCUUGUUCAGAAUCACAAAGUAAAAAUCUCAGAACCUGCAAGAAUUGUAAAACCCAGUUCGACCCAGUUCAUAAUCAUCCUCUUGCUUGCCGAUUUCAUAUUGCCCAUUUUGGAGGGGAGACAAAGAGGAAGUUUGAGAGCGUAUACACAGGCGGUACGUUAGAUACCCCAAACUCGGGCCAAGUUUUCCAGUACUGGCAUUGUUGUGGAUCUGAAGACCCAUUCGACCAAGGAUGCACUUCAGCCCCACAUUCAUCCUACGAUGAUUGAUAGAUAACACUUGCCCGUUGAAAGAUCAAGUCGUUAAUUUUUCCCGUUUCUCUUCACAUUCAAUUUUCACUUAUUCAAAUGCGUAAAUCUCUUGUAUCAUAUAUUCAUAUGUUGCGUUUGAAGAACCAAAGGAAAUCAUAAACAAAGUCACAACAUUGUAUGCUGUGAAUUUUAAAACUCCAUUUUCAUUCCUA